Leptinotarsa decemlineata (Colorado potato beetle) is the source of this 999-nucleotide messenger RNA. RefSeq names its product domino helicase (gene dom). The record is from RefSeq and is a predicted model, not a curated record. Gene Ontology annotation, biological process: chromatin remodeling. Gene Ontology annotation, molecular function: histone binding; ATP hydrolysis activity; ATP binding. Gene Ontology annotation, cellular component: Swr1 complex. NCBI's taxonomy places the organism in Eukaryota, Metazoa, Arthropoda, Insecta, Coleoptera, Chrysomelidae.
CUUAGUCAUAACUUACUUGCCUUACUGUAUAUAGCUUUUCAUAUCAAGUAGGUUAUGAACUUCUGCAGUAGGUAUUGCAAUUGUUUUUUGUUUUGACAGAGCAAAUGAUGGUAGCAAAGCAUUCUUCAAAAUGUAUGUAGUAAUGAAAUUUGUCGACAAAAUUAAUUAUUUCUUUAUGUCCAAAAUGUUGGAUUGGUGCAGUUCUUAUCAUCAAAUGAGUGCAACAAUGUGGAUAACAUUCAGUUUGAUAAUUUACAUGAUAGUUUUUAUUUUGUUGAAAAUUGUGUUUGGAAGUUACAAAGCUCACAGUGAUGUGGUGUAUGAGAUGUGUAAGGCCAUUGAAGAAAAUAACACUGUUGGUUUUGUGAAGUUAUUACAUGAACAUGACAAAUGCAUUAACAAAUUUAACGCUGACGGUUAUACUCCGUUUUUGAUCGCUUGUGCCAAUGGAAAUACUCAAUUAGUCAAACUGAUGUUGAAAAAAGGUACGCAUGCAGGACAUAUUUGACUUCCAAUGUGCUGAUGUGAAAUUGAAGUCCCGGAAGAAUGAAUCUCCCUUCUACUUAGCUGCAUUUUACUACAUACGACACCCUCAAUAUAAAAAUGCAACUUGCAUCAGAGAACUCUAUUACGCUGGUGCAAAUAUAGAUGAGCCCAAUAACAAAGGACUGACACCUCUGCAAAUGGCUGCUACAUUUGGACAUACACCACUUGCCAAGUGGUUACUGUUAAAAAAUGCGUCUAUGAAAACGACUCCUGAUCCCUAUGUUAUUGCUUGCUCACAGGGUCAUCAGGAUACUGCGUUCCUCAUUUGGAAUAUACGCAAACGGAAUUGUUUAGAUUUCAAGUGAAUGUAGAUCCAGCAAUGUGCGCUAAAUUUUAAUCACUAUUGAUUCUCAUUCAAUACAUUAUAAUCUUAAGACAAAAUUGAAACAUAUCUUUUUAAAUUUUUUAGGAUUUAUAAGUAAUGUUGAUAUGAAUAAAGUGUUUCAGAAUUUU